CAAAACUAGACGGAGAGAAGUGCUAAAAAUAUAUCUCGUUUUCUUGCGAGAGACGGUCGGCUAUAUUACGUCGCAAGCACGAUGUAUAUCUCACGACUGUCCAGACUUCUCACACAGACCAAGAGUCUCUCAAAGCCGGAGCAGAUAGUACAAAAAAGGACGGCAACGACCACCCCAACUGGUGCCAUUCUUCCAGAGCCCGAGAAGACUCCAUUUGGUCUUCUGGGCAUUGUGUGUGCGGUAGUACCUGGUCUACUCAUUGGAGCUGCCAUUAGCAAAAAUAUAGCUAAUUUCUUGGAAGAGAACGAGCUGUUUGUGCCCUCUGACGACGACGACGAUGACGACUAGUUUGCAACCGCCCGUGAUGUAUUGCGCUCGUAGAAAUAACUUUUUGUACAUACUAUCUUCAAUUUAAUCUAUAAACAUAUUCUCUUCCAUUUAUAAACAUGAAUAUAUUACACCUAAAAUGUUAGUGUAUAGUAAAAAUGCCUUUUAACAGUUUAUUUACUUUAUUAAUAGAUUUUAUGAUACAAUUGUUACAAAAGCUACAUUAAAUGGGUGAUAUAAUUUGUGCUAAACUGCUUUAUUUAAAACUGUUAUUGCACAUCAAUCAUGACAUUUGAAAUUUUACUCUUUAAUAAAUUAAAUCUUAUUUACAUGAUUACAGGAUGAAAAUCAAUUUAUAUUAAAUUCAAAAAUAUUCCUAUGUACAUUUAAAUUAAUUGUUAGAAUUUGAUACAUAUGUAAAUGCAUUAUAACAAAUGCAUACUUGUCACAGAGUACACAAAAAGAAAUCUCUUCUAUGCUAGUCACUGUUACACCCAGUAGCAUUAGGGUAUAAUCUCAAUCUCAUACUUGUGCUUAAUAUUUUAAGUGAAGAUGACAAAUAAAAUGACUUUAUAAAUGGCA
Molecule: messenger RNA, 909 nt
Organism: Cydia fagiglandana
Lineage: Eukaryota; Metazoa; Arthropoda; Insecta; Lepidoptera; Tortricidae
Gene: EMRE
Product: essential MCU regulator, mitochondrial
Exons: 2
Coding region: 82-348 (88 amino acids)
Biological process (GO): mitochondrial calcium ion homeostasis; calcium import into the mitochondrion
Cellular component (GO): uniplex complex; mitochondrial inner membrane
Source: RefSeq, a predicted model, not a curated record